AUGAAAUUCUCUUCUUCCCUGGCUUUGACAGCCUUCCUAACCGGCACUGCCCUCGCCGGACCGCAAGGCCUCCGAGCCCGGCGCUUCCAGGGCCCAGGCUGGCUUGGGGAAAUCGACAUCGACAGUCUUCCCGGCGCGCAAGACGAAGCGCCCAGCGCGCAAAUCACGGCGGCACCGCAGGCCAAAUCCAAGGCCAUCGCCCACAGCCAGGCGCAGUCCGAAGACAGCUACCUGAUCAACGAGAACUGGGCGGGCGCGGUGCAGGAAAAGGCCCCGGCGGCCAGCGCGACGUACAGCUACGUGGCCGCGACGUUCACGCUGCCGUCCGUGACGCCCACGGCGGCGCCAUCAUCCGAAACGCAAGCGGCGUCCUUCUGGGUGGGCAUCGACGGGGCGACAUCCGGCGACGCGAUCUGGCAAGCGGGCGUGGACAUCUACGUGCAAAACGGGCAGCCGUCCUUCGCCGGCUGGUACGAGUGGUAUCCGGCCAACUCGGUGGAUAUCGACCUCGAGUUCCAUUUCGGGGACGUGGUCUUCGCCAGUGUCGAGUCGACGUCGAGCAGUCAGGGCGUGGCGGUGAUCGAGAACUUGACGACGGGGAAGAAUGUCACGGUUACUGCUUCUGCUCCGGCGGCGACUGCGACUUUGACGGGUCAGAAUGCGGAGUGGAUUCUGGAGGAUUUGGCGGUUGAUGGUGAUGGAUUGACGUUUGUGGAUUUCGGGGAGGCUACUUUUACGGGAUGUCGAUUGCAUCAGGACACUCCUCCAAGACAGUUACCACCGGACAGGCAAGGACAAGACCAACCAGGGCUUCAACUGGCGGUGCAUGAGAUUCAACAGUCCAAGGGAGCGACACCGGGGAAGGCGACUAUUGCAGUCUCUUCAAACCCAAAAUGUGCACGAUACUUUGCUACGCUGAGGGAAGCUCAUUGGAAGUAUUUCGGCCUUUCUUCAUUGUGCCGGCCCACGCUCGACCUCACCGGUUUGUUUAUAGAGCUGGAGACUGCCAAAGCCAACACUGUCUACUGCACUUUGCAAUCUCGUAUUGCUAUGGUUGAGCUUGGCCAACAGUAUAUGACUUCACUUGAAGAUGGAGUCUCAAGGGGGUGGAGCGAGGAGGCUGUCAGAGCGUAUAUUUCUCGGAAGGUCAUGCUCGAUCUUGGAAUGUUAGAUGAAGGAACAGAUAUUCGAACCAUGGAGGGUGAAACGCUCAAAUUUAUUGAGGAAUUUGACAGAAGUAUUGCCUGCGCAUUGAGAUGGCAAAAGCUUUAUAACGAAAUUGGUGUCCCCGAGGUCUUCCUCAUUGGGGGAGAACCUGCUGUCAGCGACGACAGAGAGGAAGUUCCGCACCCUGAUUUCCACUGUGACAGUGACGAAGAAUGUCACUCUCUGCUUAAUCGACUUCCGUUGACCACUCUGGCGCUGAAGGAGACUUGCUUGAAGCUCAGUGGAGUGGUGGACAUGAUUCAGCGUUUACGAGGGCUGGAUCAAUUGGCGGUGCAGAGGAUAUUUCUGGCUGAAGAGCUCGAGCGACGCGUCACAAACGUCCUGGGAGACACUGCAAAGCCAUAUAAGAACCCUGAAGGCGAUUUCGACUGUUCCAAUGAUGACGAUGACGAGAGCAUGCCUGACAUAGAGGCAUGCUAAGACUCAAACACGGCAAUACUGACUUGCC
Aspergillus pseudonomiae is the source of this 1675-nucleotide messenger RNA. RefSeq names its product A4/G1 family peptidase. NCBI's taxonomy places the organism in Eukaryota, Fungi, Ascomycota, Eurotiomycetes, Eurotiales, Aspergillaceae. Gene Ontology annotation, molecular function: glutamic-type endopeptidase activity. The record is from RefSeq and is a predicted model, not a curated record. Bases 1 to 1647 code for a protein of 548 amino acids. Gene Ontology annotation, biological process: proteolysis. The transcript is spliced from 2 exons.